Molecule: messenger RNA, 398 nt
Organism: Cucurbita pepo subsp. pepo (vegetable marrow)
Lineage: Eukaryota; Viridiplantae; Streptophyta; Magnoliopsida; Cucurbitales; Cucurbitaceae
Source: RefSeq, a predicted model, not a curated record
UAUCAACGCAGAGCACUUCAUUUCUCCUCUGAUUCUCUUCUGCACUUUCUGUUUGUUUCCCGAGAAAAUAAAACACAACCCAUCAGAAAAUUCAAGAAACCCAUUUCAGCGAAGGAAAAAAAAAUGGCGUUCGAGAAAGAUCUCAACUUGGAAGCCACCGAGCUCCGAUUAGGUCUGCCGGGAACUUCGCCGGACGAUCAAUCUUCUCCGAUCAACCGAAUCAUCUCCAACAAAAGAGCUUUGCCGUCCGACGACCAGAACCCGCCGGAAUCCGGCCGGGACAAUAACUCCGAUCUCACUAAAUCCGCCCAAGAAAAUCCCCCACCCACAAAGGCACAAGUCGUGGGGUGGCCGCCGGUGAGAUCGUUCAGAAAGAAUUGUUUUCAAGCUAAGAAAAA